AUGCCCUUCAAUCGAGGAGUCCUUUACCUUUUCUUCCUGCACCUCAGCACGCUUCAGUUGCAAAAGAAGCAGGCGGAAGCCAUCGAGAUGCUGGAGGCCGGCAAGCCGUUGCUGAAGCUGCCUUCGGACUUCUCGGCUCUUCGCGUUUCGAGCCCAGACUGCCUUGUACGCGAAGAGGCCGGAAGGUGUGAAGAGGCUGUUCUCGAGGCCCGAGCUCAGGUGAUUGCCAGCCCUGGCAGCUGGGCUUCUGCCCAGGACUAUGCUCGGCUUGUCUUCGACUUGCCUUCACCAGAUGGCUUUGAUGCUUCAAGGGGCCACACUGUUCGAUUUUCCGGGAUGCUUCCCUCUGUUGUCUCGUUUGAAGAGUUGGAGUCCAACUGGACACAGGAUGAGGCAUGGAAUGCUCUUUUGCUGUUUCGGCACCUGCAACAAGUGGAGGAGCAGGGACAGAGCACGGGUGGUGGCAGCGGCGUGAAUCGUGUCGCCUUCCUUGGUGAGCUCGAGCUGCGAAGGUGUGCACUUGCGCGGACACAGCUUGACCAAGUCGCGGUCGACGCUGCAGACGUCCAGGAGAUGGUGCGGGUGAUGAGCACCUUCGUGAAGCAUUUUGCUGGAAGGGCCCACUGUUUCUUCGACCUGAAGCCACACCUCGCGUGUCUCUCUGAUGCGGAGGCAUCGCCGCUCCUGUCUGUGGCAGCUGGCCAGGAUCGGGAGGCAGCAGUGCUGGAGGCGAGGUUGCGGAGAUCCUUCCGAAGAACGGAGGGGAUGGACGUUUCCGCCGCCGCCGAGCAGUCAGCGGCAGAGGAAGCCGAAGCCUGCCGCUUAGUGGAGACUUGGAUUCGAUUCGGAGGUGGUUCGGGUGCCGAGAACAAGAGCCCUGAAGCCCUGCUGCAGCUGGCAGUGGUGGCUUUAAUUGAAGCAGAUAGGUGGUCCCCCAACAAGGCAGCGGAUCGGCAGCAUCUCCUUGAUGCCGUCGUGCUUGCGCAGUUGGGGCUAACAGAGCAGAAGCAUGCUUUCGGUUUCAAGGUGCUUCUGCUGUUGCUGUACAAUGCGCUGGGGUUGCCGAUGUUGAUGUUCAAAGUGUUCAGCACAAUGGCCAUCAAGAACAUCCAGGCAGGCACGAAGAGAGUCACUGCAGAGUUCGCCUGCCCCGUCGUCCGCUCAGAGAAUGGCACGAGCAUCACUGUGUCAAAGAGGCCGGCGGCUGAAGAGGUUGACUACGAGGAGCUGUUCGAAAUCCUUCGAACAGGCUUCCCCACCGACAAUGCAGCAGAGAAGGAUUGCAGGACUGAAGGCGCAGAAGACAAGCCGAAUGCCUCCACAAAACGCCAAGACUCUUGCAAGACUGUCAUCGAGGAGCCUUCCGCAGAAUGUAGUGCGGAAAGCACCUUUGUACAUAGUCUCCUGCCAGAGUGCCCUGCACCCAAACGGCCCCGGCUGGAUGGGAUGAAGGCCCUGGUUCGGACCCAGCCCGAUGAUGGCUACGAAGGCCCGCCGCCGCCAGAUGAGGUGGCUCAGGCAUAUGCCCUGUUGAACCUCCCUCUAAGCGCCUUGCGGAGCGACGUGCAGCGACGCAGUCGUGCGCUAGCUCGCGAGCGGCAUCCGGAUAAGGCUCCGCCCGAUCAGCGAGUCAGGGCAACUCGGCUUUUUCGUCAGCUGCAAGAUGCCAAGGAGAUAAUUUUGUCCUGGCUGCGGCAAAGAAGUGUUCCAGUGUUGGAUGAGUCGGAUGACUCACCUUGUCUGGAUAGUGCCGACGAAUGUGAGGAGGAGCCUUGCAGGCCGCCUGACGUUGUGUUCGGUGAGGCCGGAGAUGUUCUGGCAGAUUUUGACCAAGAUGGCUCCGGCGGUGAGUCGGAGCAAGAGGAUGAGAAGGCAGCCUGCGUCUACAAAGGGCGAGGGGACUCGCCUGACACAUUGUCCAGUAGUGAAAGCGGCGACGAAAAGGUAGAAACUGCGCUGGCGCUGCGGAGCAGAGGGAUAGUUCGAACGGAGGACUCGGCUCUGGUGCAAGCCACAGCGCUGAGUCACUUCAUGGCGUCCCAGAAGAGACGCCCGCAGGAAAUGUGCAGCGAGUGCUUUCAGCGGAAGGUGAGCAGAGGCUCAGACCUGUGUUCAGAGUGCCACGAUGAAAUAAGUCAGCUUCGGAAGUGCCUCAACGCAUGA
Molecule: messenger RNA, 2163 nt
Organism: Symbiodinium sp. CCMP2592
Lineage: Eukaryota; Dinophyceae; Suessiales; Symbiodiniaceae
Source: the annotation of a GenBank genome assembly